UGACAUUUGCAUUUUGCUGUCAAAGCCACCCACCGAUUAUUUUUAUUGAGCCUUGCUUGUAAUUGUUGUGUGGUAUUUUGAAAAACAUUUCUUUGUGUACCUACUAAUAUUAUAUUUUAUCUAAUAAAUUUCAGUUCAAGUCACAGAGGACAUCUAUCUGUAGUGACUAACACCAAUAUUAUGUUGUGCGAUACAAUUUUCACCAGACUGUCCUAAAACCUAAGCCUAAAGUUGAAAUAUAAUAUAGCAGAGAAGAUAUUACAAAAUGUCUUUACUAGAUUUACCAAUUGAAGUUCUGCUUCAAAUUUUGUAUGACUUAGAGCUAACAGAUCUUCAUAAUCUCAUGCUUACAUGUAAAACUGCCAGAAAUAUCGUCAUAUCCAAUAACUCAAUUUGGAGGAAUAUUAUUAAGUGCUGGAAUCAAAUGAUUGUUCGUAACAGUACAGACAACAGUAAAAUCAAUACUCUUUCCAUAUAUAACCAAUUAAGGAUUUCAAACAACUGGCGUAAAGGAAUUUAUAAAAAUAAGGUUAUCAUUCAGCAUAACACAAAGUACAUGCCUUGGUUGUAUUUUCACAACUCUCAACUGAUUUUACUAUCUGUGGGAUCUGAAUUACAUUGUUAUGAAGUAGAUAGAAGAGGAACACUGCGUGGUGCCGCUCCUAUUUGGAAAUUUAAAGUGCCAACAGUUAAAAGGGGUGAUAUUCGCACAAAUGAUAUCUCUAGAUUUGUAAUGUCAGAAAAUAUUAUAUUUUGUGGAAAUAGAGAUGGCAGCUCUACUGUGGCUCUAUUGACACAUCCGAAAAAAAGACCAAAACCAUUAUAUUUCAUUUCCAACUGUCAAGAGAGCGGAAAAGUAGAAGUGUCAGCUGUAGAGUUGGUUGCUAACUCGGAAAAGGUCUGUGCCAUAACUGCCUCAAUGCAUAGCUCUAAACUAUUGUUGUGGAAUUUUAAUAAUGAAACAUACUAUGAUGAAAUAACUUCUUGGACAGACCCAUCAGAAAAUCCAUCAAAAUUUCUCACAGAAAUCGAAUUUCCCGAAGAUAUAGGAAUAAGGUGCCUCAGCCUGCAUAGUAGCAAGAGGAAAAUAGCAGCUGGCCUCAAUAGAAGUGUUAUACCUGUUUUGAUUGAUAUUGAAACGCGUAAAUUUUUGUACAAACCCCUAUUGGGUCGGUGUCAUAAGCUAUUAACUCGAGACAUUAGGUGGCAUGAUCCGAAUACGAUUAUAUAUGUAACAAACUAUGGCACGGUGCACUAUGUUGAUGUGCGGGCAAAGAGAGUGGUUCAUGAAAUGAUGGACCCAUUUCAAGCCUCAUGUUACUGCCUCAAAUCUGAUGGUGAUCGAGCAAUAAUUGUCGGCUCCUCAGAAUAUUCCCGCUGUGUUUUGUAUGACAUCAGAAAACAUGAUUCCCAUGUUCAAAUGUAUUUUACGCAAAAAAAGUCAUCUCCUGUGUACAGUUUGGAUUUUGAUUCCACUAAGCUUAUUGCUGCGGUAGAUCGUAGCGUAGCAGUCCUAGACUACAAUACCAGCUAUCGUGGAAUACGUGGAGUACGAGAUUAUUCUCACACUUUUGAAGUUAUUAAAUAGAUUAUUGACAUUUUUCAAAUUGCAUUUGUAAGUAGGUAUAG
This is a messenger RNA of Ostrinia nubilalis (European corn borer), 1629 nucleotides long. Its product is annotated as F-box/WD repeat-containing protein 4. Gene Ontology annotation, molecular function: protein binding. NCBI's taxonomy places the organism in Eukaryota, Metazoa, Arthropoda, Insecta, Lepidoptera, Crambidae. Gene Ontology annotation, cellular component: SCF ubiquitin ligase complex. Gene Ontology annotation, biological process: SCF-dependent proteasomal ubiquitin-dependent protein catabolic process. The transcript has 8 exons. Bases 266 to 1588 code for a protein of 440 amino acids. The record is from RefSeq and is a predicted model, not a curated record.